CAAGUCCGGGAACCGACACCUCUCACCCAUUGUCCAUGUUGGUUCCGCAAAUACCCUUGGGUCUGUUCCUGCUACUCCUCCGGGGCUGCAGUGGGGUUCCCCUAAAUGGACCUUGCGGGGAUCAUGAGGAGCGCGCCUGCCUGCCAUGCCGUGAGCCAACUUGCUCCCAACCCUUCGUCAACGAGCCGCUUUGCCGCUUUAUUAGCCUGUGCCACCUGGGAUGCGGAUGCAGUUUCGGAUAUUUGCGAGACGAUGACACCAACCGAUGUGUGCCCAACCACCAAUGCGACACCUCACAGCGUCCUCUUCCGCUGCCACUUCCUUUAUGGAAAUAAGGUCCUCAAAGGGUGAUAGGUUUACAGCAGAAAAAGAAGUAGGAUAACCUUACUAUCUAUACUUUACUUGCAAAGUUUUCAUUGAUGUUUUAUUGGUUUAAAAUUAAUUGGAAAUGUGAAUUUGCACUAAAUAAGCUAUAAAGCCAAUGGAUGAGACUAGGA
Molecule: messenger RNA, 497 nt
Organism: Drosophila serrata
Lineage: Eukaryota; Metazoa; Arthropoda; Insecta; Diptera; Drosophilidae
Source: RefSeq, a predicted model, not a curated record